CUCAUGACUUCGCAACAGCUGCAGCCGCAACGUUCCCUCUUCCCUCCGCGAUUAACACUGACGAAAGAGAGAAAAGCAAAACCUUGCUCUCUGAUAAUCACCGGAAUCUUUGUUUGGAGGCUGAGAUCACGCUUCCAAUUACGGCAACUUAGGUUUUCGGUGAUUUUCGACUUCAUUUUCUGUUUCGUUGAUUUCUUGUAUGGCUUCGGAGGACGUCAAACGAAGCGAAUCGGCUGUUUCUACGAUCGUAAACCUGGCAGAGGAGGCGAAGCUUGCGAGAGGAGGCGUCAAAGCACCUAGUUAUGCUCUGCUUAGCAUCUGCAAAUCUCUGGUUGCUGGUGGAGUCGCCGGUGGAGUGUCUCGAACUGCUGUUGCCCCUUUGGAGCGUUUGAAGAUAUUAUUACAGGUCCAGAAUCCUCAUAGCAUAAAAUAUAAUGGGACGAUACAAGGCUUGAAAUAUAUUUGGAGAACUGAGGGUUUUCGAGGAUUAUUCAAAGGCAAUGGUACAAAUUGUGCUCGUAUAGUACCAAAUUCAGCAGUAAAAUUCUUCAGCUAUGAGCAAGCUUCUCGGGGAAUACUGGCCUUUUACAGGGAGAAAACUGGUGACCAAGAUGCACAACUCACUCCUCUUCUACGUCUUGGUGCUGGAGCUUGUGCUGGAAUAAUUGCCAUGUCAGCAACUUACCCUAUGGACAUGGUGCGAGGCAGGCUAACUGUGCAGACAGAUAAGUCUCCUUACCAGUACAGAGGAAUAUUCCAUGCUCUUUCAACGGUGCUUCGGGAAGAAGGUCCAAGGGCUUUGUACAAGGGUUGGCUUCCUUCUGUCAUUGGAGUUGUUCCUUACGUGGGCCUCAACUUUGCUGUGUAUGAAUCGCUUAAAGACUGGUUGAUUAAAAGUAAACCAUUUGGACUUGUUGAAGAUUCAGAGCUCAGUGUGACAACACGUCUAGCAUGUGGAGCUGCUGCUGGAACAGUCGGUCAAACUGUUGCUUAUCCUCUUGAUGUCAUUCGUAGAAGAAUGCAGAUGGUGGGUUGGAAUAAUGCUGCUUCCGUAGUCACUGGUGAUGGAAGAAGUAAGGCACCCCUCGAGUACACUGGCAUGGUUGAUGCUUUUCGAAAAACAGUUCGUUAUGAAGGCUUCAGAGCAUUGUACAAGGGUUUGGUCCCCAACUCAGUUAAGGUUGUCCCAUCAAUUGCAAUCGCAUUUGUGUCGUACGAGAUGGUGAAGGACGUUUUGGGAGUUGAGAUUAGGAUCUCAGACUGAUUAUUGGUGUUGAUUUUGUCAUACUCACAUCCAUAGAUAUGAAACAAGCUUUUGAAAUUCGGGUCGGAUAUCGAGCAACUAAUUUUACCCGAAGAAGAUAAUGCUAACUGGCAUCUUCAAUUGAUGUAUGAGAAAAAUGAUGUGUUUAGCUAUUUGGUUGAUAUGUUUAAAGGGCUUUCUCUCUUUUUUUUUUUUUUUUUUCAUUAGUUACGAUGACUGUGGGAAUUGAACUUUGUAAUGUAAGGGGGGAUUCAAACCUUAAAAUAAUUAAUCAUGGCCCGUAAGUUAC
Messenger RNA from Cucurbita maxima (winter squash), 1553 nucleotides. Its product is annotated as mitochondrial adenine nucleotide transporter ADNT1-like. Gene Ontology annotation, biological process: transmembrane transport. The transcript is spliced from 11 exons. The record is from RefSeq and is a predicted model, not a curated record. NCBI's taxonomy places the organism in Eukaryota, Viridiplantae, Streptophyta, Magnoliopsida, Cucurbitales, Cucurbitaceae. Bases 200 to 1264 code for a protein of 354 amino acids.